This is a messenger RNA of Ascochyta rabiei, 1788 nucleotides long. Its product is annotated as Phenol 2-monooxygenase (NADPH). Bases 1 to 1788 code for a protein of 595 amino acids. Gene Ontology annotation, molecular function: FAD binding. The record is from RefSeq and is a predicted model, not a curated record. The transcript has 3 exons. NCBI's taxonomy places the organism in Eukaryota, Fungi, Ascomycota, Dothideomycetes, Pleosporales, Didymellaceae.
AUGCCUAAAACAGACGUUCUGAUAGUAGGAUCUGGCUCGGCAGGCAUAUUUGCAGCAACCUGGCUUGCAAUCUACAACAUCCCUUUCACCAUUCUAGAGCGACGCUCUGGGCCCCUGGAAAUUGGACAAGCAGACGGCGUGCAAGUCCGCACCGUCGAGAUAUACGAUUCAUUCGGACUCGCUGAGGAUCUCUUGAGGGAGGCAUACCACAUUUACGAAGUGUGCUUCUGGGGGAUUGACGAUAAUGUCAAGGACGGCAUCAAGAGGAAGAGCAGAUCCAUUGAUACUGAGCAGGGGCUGAGCCAUCUGCCACAUGUCAUUCUGAACCAGGCUCGAAUGAAUGGAUUGAUGUUGGAGAAGAUGAAGAAGAUCAUGAAAGAGAAGGGCACGUGGACAGAGGGGUCUGCAAACGGGAUUGAAUAUGGUUGGACGGUGAAGGGCAUUGAGGUCGAUCAAGACAAUGCGACAGACCCCAAUGCACACUGUGUCCGCGUCUUGGCCUCGAAAGAUGACAGAGAAGAAACCUGGGAGGCCAAGUACGUUCUGGGCUGCGACGGCGCGCAUUCCACUGUCCGCCGCUCCCUCAACUACCACAUGCUAGGCGACACCACCGAUACUGUUUGGGGCGUCAUGGACAUCUACCCGCUCACCGACUUCCCGGACAUCCGACGAAAGUGCACGAUCCACUCCACGAGCGGCAACUUGCUGAUCAUCCCGCGCGAAGGCGGUUCGCUGGUACGCUUUUACAUCCAACUGCCUGUCGGCUCGCAACCAAAGAACGUCACGCUCGACGAUCUACAGAGCUCAGCAAAGCGCAUCUUCGCGCCAUACGAGAUGCACUUUGCCUCCACCUUCUGGUGGAGCGCGUACAGCAUCGGCCAGCGACUGGCCAACCAUUUCCACAAGGACCUGCGCGUCUUCCUCACCGGUGACGCGUGCCACACGCACUCGCCCAAAGCGGGACAGGGUAUGAACGUCAGCUUGCAGGACGGGUACAACAUCGGUUGGAAGCUGGGGGCGGUGCUGUCUGGCCUCUCGCCACCGUCUGUGCUCGCUUCGUAUGUGGGCGAGAGGAGCAAGACGGCGGCGGAUUUGAUUGCGUUUGACAAGGAGUUGUCUGCUAUGUUCAGUAGGAAGGAAAAGAGAGAGGGCGAGUUUGCAGAGUAUUUCACUAAGAGUGGAAGGUAUAUGGCUGGGUUUACGGCAAAGUAUGAAGAUAGUGGUAUCACCGACUCAAAAGGGAGUAGCAAAGGGCUGGCGGCGAGCGUGCACGUCGGAAUGCGAUUCCCAUCUGCGCAAGUGAUCCGAUUCUGUGACGCCAGGCCGGUGCAGCUGCAGAGUGCGCUGAGGAGCGACGGGCGGUGGCGGGUCGUUGUCUUUGCCGGAGACGUCACCCACACCGACUGCAAGGAGAGACUGGAUGAGUUCUCCUCUUCCCUCUCUCAUGUCAUUCAGCGCUACACCCCUGCAUCUUCCCGUCCGGAUAGCGUCAUCGAACCAUUUCUCGUCCUGCACACCCUCUUCUCUAAAACGGAACAGCACCAGAUACCAGAAGUGUUUAGCCCCAAGACGGGGAAAUGGGGCAUCAAAGACUUGCACAAGACGUAUGUCGACGACGAACACUACAAUGCUGGGCAUGGGCACGCGUAUGAGAAGUACGGCGUUGAUAUGAGCAAAGGCGCGGUGGUCAUUGUGAGACCUGAUCAGUACGUUGCGAAAGUUGUAGGGCUGGAUGGAGGGAAGAAGAUUGAGGAGUUCUUUGCGGGGUGUUUGUUGGAACAGCAGUAG